Messenger RNA from Ochotona curzoniae (black-lipped pika), 1280 nucleotides. RefSeq names its product RWD domain containing 3 (gene RWDD3). Lineage: Eukaryota; Metazoa; Chordata; Mammalia; Lagomorpha; Ochotonidae. The record is from RefSeq and is a predicted model, not a curated record. The coding region runs from base 253 to 897 and encodes 214 amino acids. The transcript has 4 exons. Gene Ontology annotation, biological process: positive regulation of hypoxia-inducible factor-1alpha signaling pathway; positive regulation of protein sumoylation. Gene Ontology annotation, molecular function: protein binding.
CUGAAGAAGGCCCGGGGUCAGAUCCGUAACAUCCUAGUGGCCUGCAUCAGCAAGUCGCUCCUGCACCUGUCAAGUCUGGGCCGAAGGGUGUGUACGAAGCUUAGAACUGAGACGACUGCAGCUCGGACUCCUAGAAAGCUACAAGCCAGAUAGUCGCCCAUCGCAGGCAGAGACCCAGAGACACACGGGACCGUGGUCAAAAUCCACACCAAGGCGGAAGGACUGAAGGGGGUACAUGUGCCCUUAGAACUCAUGUUCCAUCUGCCGGUCAGCUACCCGCUGUGUCUACCUGGAAUCUCCGUUCACUCCGAGCACCUGACCAGGGCCCAGCGUGAGGCUGUGAAGGGGAAGUUGCUUGAGCAGGCGGCACAGCUUGUGUCUGAGCCCAUGGUGCACGAGCUGGUGCUCUGGGUCCAGCAACAUCUCGGGAAUAUCCUGUACCCACCAGAAGCCACGGGGGACAGCGACGGGUGUCCUUCUCCACCAAGCACGACUGGAGAUGACAGACUGUGGAUGACUCUUCUGCACUUAGAUCACAUGCGAGCGAAGGCCAGAUACACCAAAACUGUGGAGAAAUGGGCUGCAGACCUGAGGCUGACGGGAAGACUGAUGUUCCUGGGGAAAAUUAUACUGAUCUUACUACAGGGAGACAGACACAACCUCAAGGAGUACCUGAUUCUUCAGAAAACCUCGAAAGUAGAUGUGGACUCAAGUGGAAAGAAAUGCAAAGAGAAAAUGAUUAGUGUACUGUUUGAAACAAAAGUGCAGACGGAACACAAAAGGUUUCUGGCAUUUGAAGUCAAAGAGUAUUCAGCGUUGGAUGAAUUACAAAAGGAAUUUGAAACCGCAGGACUUAAGCAGCUUUUCUCUGAAUUUGUACUUGGGCUGGUAAAAUGAAAUGGAAAACAGGAGUUUUUUUUUUUUUCACUAAAACAGCAGGUUUUUUUGUUUGUUUUUGUAUUGGAUUUUGGGCGUGGCAAUUGGAAAAAAGUCAUAAUGGAAUGAUUUUAAAGUUUCUCUGAAUUAAAGAAAACAUCGUCGUAAUUUUGGAAACAAUUGCCAGUUGUGUUUUAUGCAGUAUCAAACACUAGAAACCCUGUGUUUCUGUUUGCCAGCAAAAAUAAGCUUCGAUAGCUGGAACAUCAUUUGAAAAUAGAUUUUAAAAGAUAAUGGCAAAUGAGCCAUUGUUUUUAUGUAAAGAAUUUGUCUGAAACUGUACAGUUUUCUGGCUGUCUUUUUUUUGUUGUUGCUAUUGGUAAUUAAAUUAUUUCUUAAAACAA